This is a messenger RNA of Aspergillus aculeatus ATCC 16872, 996 nucleotides long. Its product is annotated as YukJ family protein. The transcript has a single exon. NCBI's taxonomy places the organism in Eukaryota, Fungi, Ascomycota, Eurotiomycetes, Eurotiales, Aspergillaceae. The record is from RefSeq and is a predicted model, not a curated record. The coding region runs from base 1 to 996 and encodes 331 amino acids.
AUGCCGCUGGACAAUUACGGCGUUUGGAAGGCUCAACCCAGACGUUACGAUGUUGAACGCCGUGGGGCCAGAACACCUCAUCUAACUCUCUACUUUCGCGAUAAUUCAGGUCCUGACUAUCGCGCCGCCAUAAAUAUCAAGUCCGGAGACCGAGACGAGUCGCGACUUGUCUAUUGGGUAAAUGAGGAUAUGAGCGGCCACCCGCUCGUUGAUGGUCUAUCGCGUCUCCAGACCGGCUUCCACCGCUUGGAUGAUCAAGAGCCAGAACCGGGCGGUCCACGACUUGACUAUAUCCGCAGCAAUCUCUUUGACGUGGACACCGGUCGGAUUCUCGAGCACGACAUUAAUGGUCCAAACAACGACAUUAUUGAUGUCCUGGAGCCUAGGAUACAGCAAGCAAUCGCCGAGGGGGCUACUGUUUAUAUCUUUGGCGAGCAAUUUAACACGGGAGAUGGAAUACACAAUAUUCACAUGAACCAGGGCAACAUUCCAAGGUACUCAGGUGACGAUGGCGUGUUCCAGGACGGGGCCCUCAUCAUCCAUUUCCCUCAGUCCAAAAAAUGGGUCGGUAUUUUCCUUGCCUUUGCAUCGCAGGCCGUGCAUACCAGUGAGGUUGAUGGCCAUGCCAUUUCACGAGUGAGGUGGAAGGGCCUCCUGCUUGACGACCUUGUCGAGAAUUCAGUGGCUAUCCGCCGGGCCCUUGUGAAUACCACUGAAGGGCAGCAAUUUGUUACCCUGGCGAAUCUCACAAACCGCAGGGUGUCGCUUGCACGUUGGAGAAUUCGCAAUUCGGAAUGGGCACAACAGGUUCUUUCUAGGAAUUCCGCUUUAAACGCGAGAGCUACCAAUGACUUUUCUAUUCCGCACUGCCCGCUCUCUCAGAACGGUGACACUAUCACACUUCUCGAUCGCGAUGGGCUCAAGGUCGCUGGCGUCAGGUAUAACUCUCAGCAGGGAACCCAGAAUGGGCCAAUUGAUUUCGCAGGCCAGGGUUAA